Musca domestica (house fly) is the source of this 886-nucleotide messenger RNA. Its product is annotated as serine protease SP24D-like. Lineage: Eukaryota; Metazoa; Arthropoda; Insecta; Diptera; Muscidae. The transcript has 2 exons. Gene Ontology annotation, molecular function: serine-type endopeptidase activity. Gene Ontology annotation, biological process: proteolysis. Bases 16 to 798 code for a protein of 260 amino acids. The record is from RefSeq and is a predicted model, not a curated record.
UCAUUAUCGUUUGAGAUGUCUGGCAAACUGGGUCUAGGGAAACGCUUGUUACUCGCCAUAAUAGUUCUUUGGAAUUACUGUGAAGCGGAAAAUAUCCGGCCAUUUUAUCCCCAGGGACGUAUAGUUGGCGGUAUUGCGGCAAGUGAGGGCCAAUUUCCCUAUCAGGUGUCGCUGCGUUGGGGUGGAGCCCAUGUUUGCGGUGGAAGCAUAGUGUCCGCCAGCUACAUUGUGACAGCGGCACAUUGUCUUACCCUGGGAACUGCGGAACAAAAACUCCCAGCCUCUUUGAUUAGCAUACGUGCUGGCAGUAGAUUCUAUGAUCGCGGUGGCCAAGUGGUGCAGGCUGUGGAGACCACAGUACAUCCGGAUUACAAAGAUUUUGACAAUGACAUAGGUUUGGUAAAAUUGUCACUGCCUUUGGAAUUUAACGCAGGAGUCAAGGCCAUACCGUUGGCCUCUCAUGAACCACCUACGGGUGUACCAGUGGUAACUUCCGGUUGGGGUCGUACCACUAACAAUGGUACGGUUGUCAAGUUGCUUCGCUAUAAUAGCCUAACGGCAUUGACCAGCCUUGAUUGUAGUCGCCGUUUACCAGCAAUACCGGAAUCCGUUAUAUGUUUAGCUCACAGCGCGGGAAAUGGGGUGUGCAAUGGCGAUUCUGGUGGCCCAGCUGUCUACAAUAAUCAAUUGGUCGGUGUUACCAAUUAUAUGGUUCGGACAUGUGGUUCUACGAAACCAGAUGCCUAUGCAAGUGUGGCCUACUUUGCAGAAUGGAUAAGGGAGAAUUCAAGGGAAUAGAUUUUGAAAUGGAAUAACCGAAAAAAUGUUCUACAGAUUUUUAAAAUAAAGGAUAGCCCCACUAUGGGCUUUGAAUAAAAUAUGUGCA